Molecule: messenger RNA, 2700 nt
Organism: Aricia agestis (brown argus)
Lineage: Eukaryota; Metazoa; Arthropoda; Insecta; Lepidoptera; Lycaenidae
Product: zinc finger protein 37-like
Exons: 6
Coding region: 72-2498 (808 amino acids)
Biological process (GO): regulation of transcription by RNA polymerase II
Cellular component (GO): nucleus
Molecular function (GO): RNA polymerase II cis-regulatory region sequence-specific DNA binding; DNA-binding transcription activator activity, RNA polymerase II-specific
Source: RefSeq, a predicted model, not a curated record
UUACUUUUGUAUAAUUCUACAAGAUUUAAUUUGGAAAUUAAAAAGUGUUUUUAUGUAAUUUAAACUCAAGCAUGUUACAAAAUAAUGGGCCUUUUGGCCCUAAUGAAGUGUCAGUAAAUCCUCAAGCAAAUAUGACCAUUAUGAGUGGACAGAAUAUGAGUGUUGAAAACAAUUUAAAUAAUCUAAGCAAAAUCUCUCAACCAUUGCCUCAUCCGACGAAUGCAUUUCACCUACCAGACUAUGUCAAUUACGGACUAAACAUGAACUCAACCAUAAGUCCAUUUCAUAAUUUUAACCAGGUCAGCUAUCAACAGAAUUUGAUGUCGCAAAAUGCCUUACAGGAUUCUUGGCAGCAGAACCCCUUGCCAAUGACCCUUAACACUCAAAAUGAUAUUUCUGCUCAUGGGUACUAUGAUAAAAAAUUACAAUCUCAAAGUGAUGUAUCUAAUAGUUACAGCAGAAACAUGCUAAACAUCCCUCAAGUUUAUUCAAAACAAUACAAACACUUCGGAAUGGAGAGUUACCAACAUUACAACCACGCAAUAAAUGGUUUUAAUCAAUAUUUUGAUCACAAUUUGGAUUUAAGACUGAAGCAACAAAAACAGCCUCAAACUAGACAGUAUUCUGAUGUUCAACUUGAAGUUCAAAAGCUUCAAAAACCAGCAGAAAGCUUACAACAAAUCGAUUUGCGUACCAAUGUGCAAAAAAACUGUGAAAAGUUGUCUAAAACACAUGAAUCAAGGAACUUUGAUACAACACAGCCCUUUAAUCAUGGUAACUUGGAUCUUAAUUGUAAGCAGUACACCAACAGCAUAAUAUCAGAAAAGUCUGAUAAUUUUACAGAAAAUUGUCACUACAAUAAAGUUUCUAAUACACUUCCAGAGGAAAAAAUCUCUUACACUGAUCAAAAUUUAGAUCUAUCUACAAAAUAUCAAAAACCUGAGCACAAUUCUGUUGAAGGUGCUGAAAAACUGCCUAUGGAUCAAGCGAGACGUAGAAAUCUUGCAAAUACUGUUAAAAUGAUAGAAGAUAUUCUAAAUCAAACAACUAUAGCUCGGCAGAAGGAAAUAGAAGUCCAACAAACUAAAGCAAUUGCAUGCAGUACAGAUAAAGAGGAAAUAACCCUCAGGAAGGAUCAUGAUAAAAUAGAUGAUAAUUCUAGAUUAAGUGAUAAAAGCUAUGAUGAUUCCAAUUCCAAAAUUGAACAAAUAUUCCGAAGUGAUGAUGAUGUAAGUAAUAUUAGUACAUGUGAGAGUAUAGUGAGUCAAAAGAAAGAUGUAGAAAAUAUGGAAAUCCAUAAAAAUCAACCAUUAAUUGUAAAGCAAGAACUUCCAAUGGAAAGUGAUAGCUCUGAAGGUUCCGAUGAUGAGAUGAAAGACAAAGAUGUUGUAGUUAAAAUAGAGAUAGAUCCCGAUUUAGACAUACAAUACCUCUACCCAUUCCUCAGAGAUAGCUCUGGUGUUAAAAAAGACAGCACAGAAAAUUUUAAGGUCCAUGAGACAGAACAGAGUAUAAACAUUGCUAAGGAAGCAAUAAAAAAUGGUAACUUUAGUAAUCUGGAGUAUUUCGAAUGCCCCUAUUGUAAUUUAUGUUUUAAUCACCCAAAAAGAUUUCUUGUCCAUGUCAAGUGGCAUUCUUUUGGAUUGACGAAUGAAAAGAGAGAGGAGAUGCAGAAAGCCAAAGAGAUGAGAAAGCAGUUGCAGAGAGAGGCGAGAGUUUUAGAAAGAAUUAAAAAAGACGAAGUCACAGAGGCAGAGAGCACAGAGGGCAAGAAUUAUAACUGUAAAGACUGUGAUAAAGUUUUUUGUAAAAAAUCAAGUUUGAGAAAUCACCAACAGAGGUAUCAUCCAAAUAAGAAUCGGGAGUGUAAAAUUUGCGGCAAGGUGUUAGUUGGGUGGAAUGCUCUGAGAGAUCAUCACCUCACACAUGCGGGAGAGUCAGGCUACCAAUGUCCAGAGUGUCCAAAAAGGUUUAAAUACUCACAUUCCUUGGCUAAACACCGGGACACUCAUCUGGAAAAAACACAUGCUUGUCCCCGAUGUCCCAAGAUGUUUGGCUCUGCGGCUCUUUUAAAUGUACAUAGUAAGACGCAUGAUAGAAUGUUGCGGGGAGCUACAUUCAGAUGUACAUAUUGCGGCAAGGGCUUCUUUGAGUCUUAUCAUUUACAGGCCCACGAGAGGACUCACCGUAAUGAGAGACCUUUUGUAUGUGAAAUCUGCAAAACAUCAUUUGGAACUAACUCCGGGCUCAAAAGACAUUUAAAAGUUAGUCACAGCACAUCUAAGCCGUUCGAAUGUACAAUAUGUCAUCGGUCGUUUAUCUCUGAGGCAAUCAGGGACAGGCAUGAAAUGCGAAACCAUGGCAACCCAGAAGACUUCAAGUUCCUCUGUAAGCAAUGCCCCUGUAGGUAUUUGAAGCAAAAAGACCUUAGGAAACAUGUUUACAAAGUACACCCAAAAGGAAAAAGAAAGAAGAAAUCUCAAUCCGAGAGUGAGUAGGAAUAAAAAAUACAGAGUCCACAACUAGAAAAUAGCGCAAAUUUUUAGAAACUAAAAAAAAUAUUCUUGGUGAUAUCACUAAAAUUAUAGUUAGAUUGAUAGAUAUAGUAAAUUUAAUGGUUUAAAAAAUUUUUAGAAUCAUAUUAUUGUUUGAAAUUUUGAGUUAUAGUAUUUAUUUUCUUAAUUUAUUAAAAGACAAGUG